UCUGUUUUUACAGGAGAUGAUUCAGACUUUGGAUGUGAACCAUUUUUCUCUCUCAGCGGAAGGAGUUUCAACACAUCGGUGUACUCCAUGAGAGUAUUUUUAUUUUGUUAAAGCUAUAUUUUUGCUCAUUUGGACUUGGUUAUUUUGGUAUCAUUUUGACCUUCCUAUGCCCUGUGUGACAGCUUAGUGUUGGACACUGGUCGCCAUGGCAGCAGCCUAUCGUGUUGUGGUGAGCAGUGUGAGCUGUUACAACAGUGUGGUAGUGGACCGCCGUGCUCACACACAUGCUGUGCACUACUGCUCGGGGCCAUGUGGGGCGCUGUCCCAGGGAUUGGACUGCACCGUGGCACAUCGUGGCACCUGCUCCGAGCUGCUGGUCACCCCUGACCCCAUGUACGCUGACCCCACCCGCACACACACACAGUCCCAUAACAUUUCCACGCACCAGAUCCUUAGCCAUGGUAAAGCCAAUGUUGCCAUGGAUACCAGCUAUAACAGCGGUGUCACUCUAGAGAGGGCGAGUAGUAGUGGUAAUUUGUCCGUAGGGGAGGACAGCCCCCCAUGGCGGGGAAAAAAGACCCCCAGCAGCGGAGGAUCUAUCGGGAACCUGAUACCCACCGGCAGUUUGAAGGAUAUUACCGGAGAGGCAAUCAACCUGGCCAGUGGCAAGCUCAAAGAGUUCUCCUUUGAUAAGCUCCGUGUCUCCUCCACCAGUCAUGUCACCUUCCGGAAAGGCCGAAAAGUCCGUCCCGACUCAUUUAGUCGUCGCUCCACAGACCUAGACAUCAUCUAUGGCCACUUCAGCGCCAGCACCACCAGCAACGGAAUGGCCAACGGCACGGCCACCUCCAAUGACGAGAACCUGCCACCGUUUGGACUCGGAAAAGGGACAGGACUGGAGGAGACAAAGCUGAAGGGCAGUACAGGCAGCCUGUCAGGGAUCACCAAAGUUGGGGGCGGCUCAACAGGCAGCCUGUCCAGUAUCUGCAGCGGGUCACUGGACCAAGGCCUGAACACGGUAGCCACCCUGUAUCUCAACACCAUGGGAGAGGAGAAUCUGAUUGCCCGUCUGCUGGAGAAGACACGGGCUGAGGCAGGCGCUGGGGGAGCAGGCGGGGAGGACAUCCGGGCCUGCCUGGACAUCCUGCUGAAAUGCUCUGAGGAUCUCAAGAAAUGCACUGACAUCAUUAAGCAGUGCAUCAGGCGCAAGGCCCCUGGUGGUGGGGGAGGGUCAGACGAUGAUGGCGCCAGUCCUGAGAGUGUGUACCGGGCUGUAAUGACCAGACUCAGCACCUAUCUGAAGAGACUGCCCCUGGAGCUGGAGGGGAUUGGUGGGUUGGGAGGCAGCGGGCAAGGGGGGCAGGGUGCACCUGGAACUGGGCACAGUGAGCUGGUCGAGCUUGUCAAUAGCCUCCACUCCAUCCAGCAAGGACCCUACUCUCCGAUCUUUGGCAAUGAGCAACCUCCCCGCUACGAGGAUGUGGUACAGUCCCCUCCCAUCCCCAAGGCCGCUCUUUCUGCUUCAAGUCCUGCUUCCUCUUCUGCCUCCACCUCCUCCUCUUCAUCUUCUUCUUUGAAAGCAGAGUCCAGCCAUGCAAUGCCAGUCCAGAACUCUCCGUCCAGAGCCUCUCCCCUUACCAAUGGACUACAGCACACACACCCUCCUUCUAGCACACAACACACUCUCUCUCCCCCAUCUUUCACAUAUUCUCCGUGCAGCUCCUCCACAUCUCCAACACACCCUCCCUCUCCACUUUGUUCUUCCCCAACCCCACCAUACACUCACACUCCUCCAGCUUCCCCCAUGGAGGCUCUCUACAUCGAGGAAGAAGCUGAUGUGGGCAAGAGCCCAGAGCAAAUCACACAACAGCCACACACUCCAGACAGAAGUGUGACAGACAGACACACCACCUCUCAGAACAGAAACGGUACAGCAUUAAAUCAACACACACAACUGUCCCAACAACACACACUUCAGACACCUUCAAAUACUCAGCCGUCCAGUGCUAGCUACAGCCCCCACUGGUCAUCCUCUUCCCCAGUGCCACCCUUAGCACCUAAAGCUGUGCCCCAGAGGAACGAUGACAUUGACAAGCUGCUGAUGGACUUGGAGAAUCUGUCUCAGAGUAUGAGCCAUGCUAGGGAUAGUGAGCCCCCACUUCCAGCAAAGACUAGGAAGAGAGAUGGAAGCCUCGGGAGUGGCUCCAGUGAGGUCUUCACUCAGCCGCAGAUGACCCAAGUCCAGAAGCCAGCUAGCCACAUAGCUGCUAAUGGCCCCACCUCCAGGACUCACCAGGGUCUCAUGUCAAUGCCUCCCCAGGGACAGAAUAGUGAAGGUGGUUUGGGAGAGGAAGAGGAUGGGGCACUGCUGCUGAGGAUCUUGGAGAGCAUUGAGAGUUUUGCCCAGGAGCUGGUGGAGUCUGGGGCAGGGAGCACGGGAAGCUCUGAGAGGAGCAGUGGGAAGGAGCGGGAGGUGAUGAGGCUGCUGCAGGACACGCUGGCUGCUGCCGGCAGGGCUGAGACCCCUCUGCAGGACGCAGACACACCACUAGAUCCCCCUGUACCAUCCAUACACACAACUGCAGCUCCAGCUGUCCCACCAAAACAGACCAUGCCACACACACCUGCCGCACCACCUGAAGCUCUGUCUGUGGCUACACCUGAACCAGCACCUCAGCUUACACCUGCUGCUGCCCCCAAACCUACACCUACUCUCAUGCCUGAGUGUGUAACAGAGGCUGCAGAUAGAGUUACAGAGGUCUCUACAGCUGAAACAGCCUCAAAGUUUGUGACUACCCCUGCACCAGCCGCCCCUGCCAGCCUGCCUACCUCCACUCACCCAGCUGCUCCAGCACCUGAAGCUACACCUGAGGAUCCAGCCUUUGUUGCCAUCCCAACCCCGGUGGCCGUGAGAACUUCUGCUGUCGCCGUUAGUGACACUGUUGCCGUUAGAGACAGCGGUUCAGCCCUCCUCAUCCAGCAGACUCCUGAGGUAAUCAGGGUCCAGUCCAAACCUGAGAAGAAACCUGGCACACCCCCGCCGGCCCCCGCCCCGGCCGUGACCGCACCCACCCCGACGCCCCGCUCCCCCAGUCCCCCUCCAGCCCCGGUGAUUGUCACCCCUCCUCCCCCUGCCAUCAACAUUCCCAGGUUCUACUAUCCCCGUGGGCUUCCUGCCCCAGGCCCGCCCUCCAACCACGACACGAUCAUCGCUGCCAUCGAGGCAGCCUUCACGGAGUUUGAGGAGGAGAAGGCCGACAUUUAUGAAAUGGGCAAGAUUGCAAAGGCAUGUGGGUGUCCACUUUACUGGAAGGCCCCCAUGUUCAACGCAGCCGGUGGAGAGAGGACAGGCUUUGUCUCUGUUCACUCCUUUAUUGCAACCUGGAGGAAGUUGUUGCACAGUUGCCACGAUGAUGCAGCUAAGUUUAUUUACCUGCUCGCCAAGCCAGGCUGUAAUUACCUGGAGCAGGAGGACUUCAUUCCUCUUCUGCAGGACAUAGUGGACACCCACCCUGGGCUGACGUUUCUGAAAGAUGCUCCUGAAUUCCACUCCCGCUACAUCACAACGGUGAUCCAGCGGAUAUACUACGUGGUGAACCGUUCGUGGACGGGCCGUAUCACCAUGAUGGAGCUGCGCAGGAGUAACUUCCUGCAGACCCUGGCCCUGCUGGAGGAGGAGGACGACAUCAACCAGAUCACCGACUACUUCUCUUACGAGCACUUCUACGUCAUCUACUGCAAGUUCUGGGAGCUCGACACUGACCACGACCUCUACAUCGACCCCAAAGACCUUGCGAGAUACAACGACCACGCAUCCUCAAACAGAAUCAUUGAGCGAAUGUUUUCAGGGGCCGUCACUCGGGGGAACUCUGUGCAGAGAGAAGGCAGGAUGAGCUACGCCGAGUUUGUCUGGUUCCUCAUCUCUGAGGAAGACAAGAAAAACCCCACCAGUAUAGAGUACUGGUUCCGCUGUAUGGACGUUGAUGGCGAUGGCGUCCUGUCUAUGUUUGAGUUGGAGUAUUUCUACGAGGAGCAGUGUGAGAGGAUGGAAGGGAUGGGCAUCGAACCUCUGCCCUUCCAGGAUUUGCUCUGCCAGAUGCUCGACCUGGUGAAGCCCGAGACCCAAGGCAAGAUAACCCUGGGCGACCUGAAACGCUGCCGGAUGGCCCACAUAUUCUUUGACACCUUCUUCAACCUGGAGAAAUACCUGGACCACGAGCAGAGAGACCCAUUUGCUGUGCAAAAGGACAUUGACAGUGAAGGUCCAGAGCCAUCUGAUUGGGAUAAAUAUGCCUCAGAGGAGUAUGAGAUCCUGGUGGCAGAGGAGACUGCCAAUGAACAGCUACAUGAGGGGUCAUUUGAUGAUGAGUAUGAGGCAGAUGAGCUUCAAGUCUCCGGAGAAAUUGGGAAUAAGAUGGAAAAACUGGUCAUAUCCGACCUGUCGGCAUGAAAUUCUCAUCUUGGAAUCUCUGGGCCUCUCACCCUGGAAAACACAGACAGGAAACGAGGGACGGCGGGCUCGGAAAAAAUCAGCUGGAAGACUUAAAAAGAUGGAUGGAUGUAAAGAAAGCAAUAGAAAAGGAUUUUGGCAGCUGUGGAGUUUAAAAGCCCGAGUUCCUCCUCAGAAGGGACUUGUUAGUGUUUGCGUGUGUGUGACUGUAAACCAAUACUGUACUUAUACUGUAUCUGGUGCAAUAAUAUAUCUGUAUCCGUACAGAAAGCGAGCUCUUCACUUCACCUGAGAGAACAAAGCCAUGAAAAGCGGAUAGUUGCGGAUAAGCUCUAAAAAGAAUGAGAAUGAAAAAAAAAAACUUUACUGUAAAAUAAUGUAGCUGCCAUUGUGAAUUCUCUACUGACAAUCCUGCCAGAAGACAAUCAUCAGUCGUGUAUUUUUCUAAGUGUUACUGUGCACAUCAUAAGAAAGACAGACAGGUUAACUGUCAGACAAACUGCUAGAUAGAGAGACAGACAGGGAGAACAGACGCAGACAGUCUACUGCCAAAUAACGAGACAAACAGAAAGACAGAAACCAGCAAUCUACUGCUUGAUCAGCAUGUUACUGUGUUCCUUGUAGAGGAAGUUGUUAAACCUCCUGUCCCAUUCCUUGUGGGAGGAAUCACAUAACACUGCGGAUGGUUCUAAAGGCGCCUCCCUGUGGCCAGCUUGUGCUACUGCACACCGACGCUGCACGCCAUAACUGUCAUGCAGCAGAGCCACGGUGCACAGCAGCCGGCUAACCUUUCCAUCAGGGAGUUCACUUCACAGCACGGCCUGAGCGGCUCUAUUCUUAGAGCAGUGUUAUCUCUUUGCGCUCCACCUCUGGAGUCCCUUUGUGAUUUUUUUUUUUUUUUUUUUUUUUUUAAACCUGGGUAAAAGUUUCAGGCCACGAGGACCGUAAUGUUUCAGCCAUUCACUUCAGUCAGUUUCUUCCCACUCAGUUCAUAGUGAGGGAUCUGUACAUAGAAUGAUGCACAUUAUGAAACAUAUCAAACUCUCUGGUAGAGUUGCCCACACAUUUCCAUCUCCAUACUCUUCCAUUCUAUAUUUGUAAUAACGCAGUAGAUGCUGUGCCUAUCCAUCUCAUGCAAUGCACACCCAGUAGCUUUCUCACAUCCUCAUAGGUAGUGGAUUAGUAAAGAAAUGUACGUGGUAGCAGCUGGUCAUAUUACCUAGCUCUGUUUGCCGAGUGUCCUUGUUCUUAUUUAUUCCAAAAUUAACACAUAUUCAGGUGUUCAUGAGGGAAAUAGAUAUCAAGUCUUUCUUUUAUUACUGUCAACUAAUUCUUCAGUGUCUGUUUGGAAAUCACACUGUCAUAUUCCAUGGUGAUUCUGUACAAAAAAAACAAAAGGUGUUUUCAAGACCAUUUUCCCCGUAACACACAGUGCCGUGGACGCCUCUUCACUCCAUAUUGACUGUGCUGCACUCACAGGGACAGGUGCAUGUGUGUACACUGCCCGUACUGUAAUAGCUAGGAGCGUGUGUUUGCUUAUAAAUCACUGAUAGAGGAGUGUGUCUUAGGAGUGUGUGACGUGUAGCUCUCCGAGUCAAAGCUGUUGAUAGAACGUAGUCGUUGCCAUGGGGACGGUGUUCCCAGGGCCGGUGUGUGUGCUUGUGUAACUCUUUAAUUAGGAACGGGACAACUCUUGUUCUCAAAGGCUCCAAGUUCACUGGUGUAUACCUCUCUUAGUGGCACUUACUGUACACACACACACACACACACACACUCACCUACACAUUUAUACACACACUACAUUGAAAGGGAGAAAGAGAGCCAGUGGACGCCUUAAGGACCAUGAGUUUCCCCCUUCAGCUCUAUAGCCAUUGUAAAUGUGCCUGACUGUAUUUAACUCAAUCAAUAACAAUAAUAAUAUUAAUAAUAAUAAGCCAUUAUAGACAUAACGGCUUUGAUUUUUAUGUAUUUUGAUGGAUUGUAUUGCUGCGCCACUGUGUGGCGUGUGUGCUGGGAGGAGGGAGGGGGGAUAAAUUAUGUUAGGUGUGCAUAUGUUUGUGUGUUAGACACACAGUGAUGAUGUCAGCCGAAUGGGGCGGAUUCGUCUUGGAGGACUGCGAUCUGAGGCUCUGCCCACCUGACAAUCAAGUAUGAGAUGCAUCUCAUGCAGAAACCUCUGAGACUGGUGUUUCACUGCUGUUGUCUCUCACACACAAUCAUACACACUCUCACACACUCUCAAGGAGACAAGUCCAUCCAUCCAGACAGUAGUAAAGAGGAACUUUUGGGCCACGAUGUGACUUCUCCUGAUGACAUUUUUCUGGCUCUAUGCAAAGUGUCCUGGUGCUUGCUCACUCAGGACUGGCCAAGGAGAGAAGCCAUGGGGGAGCUGUCUCUGACCAGGGGCACUCCGGACAGCGAGAGGACUUUUACUUUGAAAUCACAUCUUUACUGAGGCAGGUAGAGAAGGGACUUUGACUUUGAAAUACUUCCUCCACACAGAGGAGAUUUGAGUAGGCUAAGAUGUGUUUAAAUUCUGAUGGUUAUUGUAUUGGCAUGGUGUUUCUUUUUGUCAUUUCCUUGUUUGUUUCUUUGUCUCUUCUCUGUUUUUCUUUCUUUCUUUCUUUCUUUCUUUCUUUC
This is a messenger RNA of Myripristis murdjan (pinecone soldierfish), 7090 nucleotides long. RefSeq names its product serine/threonine-protein phosphatase 2A regulatory subunit B'' subunit alpha-like. The transcript has 12 exons. The coding region runs from base 206 to 4450 and encodes 1414 amino acids. NCBI's taxonomy places the organism in Eukaryota, Metazoa, Chordata, Actinopteri, Holocentriformes, Holocentridae. Gene Ontology annotation, biological process: protein dephosphorylation. Gene Ontology annotation, cellular component: protein phosphatase type 2A complex. Gene Ontology annotation, molecular function: protein phosphatase regulator activity; calcium ion binding. The record is from RefSeq and is a predicted model, not a curated record.